UUUGGAAUUAUGGCUGCGAAGCGAAAUGAAUUCGAAACCAGUUCGGAGAGCACAGCGCGCAGCGCAGAACAAGGCAGCGCCAGCUGGGAGCAGUACUUGGAAAGGAGAAGCCUUGUUCUGCAGUUCCUGCACUCCCACCUGAGCUUCCACUACCUCCAGCAUCACCAGAUCAAAGUUGAGCUCCUGAAGAAAUGUUACUUUUACUUGGAGAUUGAGCCCAAAUGCGUGAACGUGAGAGACAACCAUGUGACGCAUUGCACCAGCAUCUUGCAACUGAUAGACCCCUGCAGACUCCAGAGGGUGAAGGAGGUGGGAAGAAACCAGAUUCAAAUCAAGCUGUCACUUUUAACCGAGCUGUUAGAACUGCUGGAACAAGGGCGGGAGGAGCUGAGCAGUUACGUAGAGACCCGUGACGUGACAACUUUCCUCUCCCAGUGGGACGUGAUUAUGCAGAAACUGUCCACGCUCUCCGAGUUGAUGGAAACUCUUCUUUCCUUGGAAGUGCCAGGACAGAUCUAUGUCAAGCACCGUUUGGUGUCAUGCGUGGAUCUUAGACAUACUGAACUCAACGUUAGGAUUUCUCUCCAUGCAAAGAUGCCACUGAUUUUUGAUCGAAAUGAAUCCUUUGCACAGGAGGACUGGGCCAAGCUGAAGUGGUUUACUGAAAAUCAAGAGUCAGUCCUGGAACCGUGUGAACUGCUCAUGAAGUUACUGACAAAUGGGAGCAAGGCAGAACCGGGAUACGGUAUGGUUCAGACAGUCACCUCGGACACAUGUGUAGUCCACAACCUGAAGCCUGGCAGGUGUUACGAAUUCACAGUUAGAAGAUCAGACACUCAGUUGCUUGUCUUCGAAAACUGGCACGACAGCAUGAUAUUGAAGACAAAACCCAAAGGUGUGGAUCCGAUGGACAGCGGCACUUGUGCACUGGAAGGGUGA
Messenger RNA from Athene cunicularia (burrowing owl), 939 nucleotides. RefSeq names its product fibronectin type III domain containing 11 (gene FNDC11). The record is from RefSeq and is a predicted model, not a curated record. The coding region runs from base 10 to 939 and encodes 309 amino acids. The transcript has a single exon. Lineage: Eukaryota; Metazoa; Chordata; Aves; Strigiformes; Strigidae.